GUGGAGUCUCCGCUGGCGGUCGAUGCAGUGCUGGGAGAGUCUGCGUUCUCCGUCACAGACGACAAGGUUUCCAUCACCGAGCUGCGGGUUCACGCCGUCUCGGGCUUGACCCUGUCCCUGCAGCCCAGCCCCGGCAACAGCCACACCAUGGUGGCCAAGGCAACCGGCGUUCAGACGCUCACCGCUCCCAAACAGGAAGCCAGUUUUUCUAUCUGGAUGCUUUUCAGCGACAACACAGCCGCGACCCUGACGUACUUUGAUCCCAAAGACUACAACCUCAAUGCCUCCACGCUGGACGACAAAGUGGUGUCCGUGUCUCAGGAGCCUCAGCAGCGCUGGCCCGUGGUGGUGGCGGAGGGGGAGGGAUCUGGUGACGUGAUUCGUGUAGAAAUGACUAUCUGUGAGGCGUGCCAGAAGACGAAACGCAAGAGCGUCAUCGCAUCGGCUGCAGUUUACGCGAAGGUCCGGUUUGGCCCGGAGGAAGACUCUGAGGAAGAGGCCACCACAGAGGGCGAGAUUGAACUGGCGCCCGUCACGAGACGUACAAUCAUUGAUCCGAACAUUGAUGGAAGAGUUUAUGAGACAUCUAACGAGCAGCCUGCCAGUGUUCCCAUCGAUUACACCAAUUUCCCCACGAUUAGCAAUCAGGAGCAACCGACUGAGAGUGAUGAAGAGGAGGAAGACGACUUUGUGCAUUCACCUCGCAACAUGACCGACCUCGAGAUUGGCAUGUAUGCUUUACUGGGAGUCUUCUGUCUCGCCAUCUUAGUCUUUCUCAUCAACUGCAUCGUCUUUGUGCUUAAAUACCGACACAAGCGGAUUCCUCCAGAAGGUCAGGCCAACAUGGACCACUCCCACCACUGGGUGUUCCUGGGAAACGGCCAACCACUGAGGGCCCAGUGCGAUCUGUCGCCGCAGCAGAUAGAAAGUCCCAGUAACCCUUUGGAGGGCGUACAGACUUGCUGUCACGGCGACCACCACAGCAGUGGCAGUUCCCAGACUAGCGUUCAAAGCCAGGUCCACGGCCGAGGUGACGGCAGCUCUGGUGGCUCCACGAAGGAGAACAGCGAGGACGCCAGUUCACCCACCUCCAAGCGCAAGAGAGUGAAGUUCACCACCUUCACCACCCUCCCCACAGAGGAGCUGCCCUACAACUCCAUCCCCAUUGCAGAUGAGGAGGACAUUCAGUGGGUUUGCCAAGAUAUGGGCUUUCAAGACCCAGAGGAACUGCACGACUACAUGCGCAGAAUAAAAGAAAUAGCCUGAGAUAAGCGGUGCAGUGUGAAGCACUGCUCUCGGCUUUCUAAAGAAACGUUACUUUCUAUUUUUCUCUUUUUCACCUCUGUGAAAGGUAAUUUUUCACAAACUAAAAGGCCAAUUGUUGUUUCGGUUAAGGUCUGUUCCAUUUAGUUUGCACAGUGCUGUAAUCUCAUACACGCUCACACAGAAGAGAACGGAGGAAGCCAAAGACUCGAGCGGAGGAUCUCGAUCACUGGAGAAAUCUGUAAAAAAACUGUGGCUACAGGAAAUAUGUGUUUCACCGGGGGAGCCGAGCCAUGGCCCGACGUGAGAGCUGCUCCGGGACCAGUUUGGAGAGACAGCCUGAUGUGGACAGGAGGUUUAGUUCGAGCCACGUGUUUGCUGGUUCAUUGGGACUCUGUAGUGACUGUACCUACGCCAAACUAAGAGGCCUUUGAUGAACAGGAAACUGUCAAAGACUCUCAUGAAAGUUUAAAAAAAAAAAAUCCUUUUGUUUUUUGCCAAAGUAGGAAAAAUGGUUCUUUUAACGGCAAAACCUUCUUUCAUUGUUGUUCUCGGCGCAGCACACUCAUGAUUUGUACUCAUGGUCAUUCUUUCGAGUUUUCUACAUUUCAUAGGUAGUCUCAAACAGUGCCCUACAGCUAGUCCUCCUGGUCCCCAUCGAAUCUAAUGCCUUAUCAAAAUGGUCACAGUUCACGUCAACAGACACGUUUCCUCGCCACAGCUAGAGACCGUGUAGAAUACUACAGCUGAUCUCCAGCAUGAGGUAUAAAUAGAAAAGAGCUUGUGUAUCGUGAGGAUCUCUUACAGUCUUUGCAUGGCAGGGGAUCCCGAGGCACAAUCAGCAACCUUUUUCCAAAUUUGUAAAUGUUUGUAUUGUAAUUAUAUAAUCAUUCAUACACACUGCAGAAGUAAAUAUGUUACCAUGCAUUACACGCAUGCCAUGUCAGGCCUACAUGCAGACAUUCCUCUAGUAUAUGUAUAUAUCGUAUCGAGCGGGAGUCACCUCCGGCGCGAACAUUUAACACGUUACUUACUCCGACUGAGAGAAAGUGUGUGCGGCUGGCGGAUGUCUUGAAACUUUUAUAGUCUUGUCGUGAGUAGGUUUGCCUCAGUGACGUCUUGACAGAACUGUAGCUUUUCAAAAAACCGGUGUCGCAUUUGAUGGAAGAAAGCGGGAGUUUGCUUUGCAUCGGAACUGCGACAGAUGGGAUCUCCCGAUGAUUUAUUUGCCCUCCUUAAAUUCAGGCUGGAACCCCGGCCGUCGGGAGAAUGAAAAACUUACGAGGUAUUGUUGGAAACGUUCUCGCUGAAAACAAGAUCCUCCAAACUCUGCAGGAAAAUGUCGUCCGCCCACGAAGAAGAUUACUGAAUAAAUCAUUGAUUUUGCUCCAUCCUUUAACUCACGGUCAUCCCAUGUCGUCAUGAUGUGUUUCAAACCCACUGUGUUGCGUAUAUAAUCCCCAUUAUGUUUGAUAUAUGAGAUCUUACCCAAAGGGGGGGGGGGGUCACAGAUUUGCUUUGGCUGAAUUUCGUUCACGGGGUCAGAUACUCGCGGCUCUGACUGGUGGAUAAAUCGUCUGUGAUGCUCGAGGCUGUGUAGACGCUGCGGAGGAUUUGUUCGAACAAGAAUCUCAGGAUGCUGAUUGGCUUCAUUGGCAAUUCAGAGUGAGUGAGAACAGCAGUGGCGGUCGAGUGCAGGUUUUCUUGUGCAGAAGCGCUAAUUUGCGAUGUUGAACUGAAACGAUCUUCGUAAGGAAAACAGAAAGUGUGACUUUUUCAAUAUUUUUUCCAUUUUUUGCUGAAACAAACAGUGUUGGUAGGAAAUCCGAAUGCUCAGACAAACCCGCCCACAUUUGCUUUACACACAAUCACAAGCACACAAGGCAGCUUACGCUCAUCUGCGGAACAAGAACGUUCGGCCCCAUUCGCCAGUGGGAGCAGAUUAAAUCGUGAAUCCGAGUUGUCCACCAUGAAAGUGACCCAGUGUAAACGCAGGUGUUCUGGCAACAAUCCUCGUCUCUCCAUCAGUCCACCUCCUCUUUUUCAUCUCCUCUUUCUUGUGAAGUUCAAGUGAGAAGACCUGUUCUGCAUAUUCUGGAAUGCGGGGGACGAUGCAUUGUGCAGGAGGUAGCUAGCUAGCGAAUUGUAGUAGGUGUUGAAACAGACAAUUCAGCAGGAGAAUCACUGAUGCUAACGUGCUCUAUUUUUUAUACACAUCGUCACAGUCGUGCAGGAGGGGUUGUGCUAAGUUGGGCUCAUGCGUCGCUGAGCCUCGAUUCUUAGCGCGCCCCCAAAAAAAUCCCAAACACAAAAGAGAUACGAACACAUGUCAGUCGUUCACAGAUUAGUCUCCUCACAUGAUCCUAGUGAUUAUUUUCUAACAUGUCUAAUGUGUUUAGAGACAAAAUCCUUUACCCCGACUUUAAGGGUUGACUGACAACACGACACUACAACGAAAACAGAGAGGAAAGUUCGGAAAGAGCAGAAAGUGCGAUUUCGACGGGAGGUUGCGAGGCAGCCAGACGCAGAGUAGCUGAGCUCAUGACGAGGGCAGAGUUUGUAUAUUUAAUUGCAGCUGCAGUGAAUUUUCAACACUGGUGUGGACGACUGGAGACGACGUUGGGAGGUUGAUGCUCCUCCAGCUCAGAUCUCACACGGAACAAGAUCUUUUCAGGACUAAUGAAGCAACUACGAGACAGACAUUUUGUUUCCGUGUCACUUUCCUUUAAUUUCUCUCCUCUGCUGCUUCUAAGGGCUCGGGUUUUUCUUAUUAUUUUGUGCUAACUGACUUGACUGACAGAUCUUUGCUGAGAAAACCAGUGUCACUUCUCUGUGGUGAUGAUGUGCGCUAAGCUCUGUUCGUUUUGUUUUCCAUCCCUCCUGCCUCUCAGCCCCAGCAGCCUCAUUAAAGUCCCAAUCCAGAAUCGUUCUCCUUGUGGAAGUGCUGUUAUACGAGAAAUACCAGCGUCAUGUUUUCUGUUUAGUUCCCAAACUCCUUACUCGUUGGACGAUGACAUGAAACAGCUGAAUACUUUUGUUAAACAGGAUCUGAAGACGACAGUAUCGUCCUCACAGCUACGUUGUAAAAACAGGUUUUACUUUUCCACAAGACGCUCAGAGAUUCUUUUCCUUCGGUAAACCAUCCCUCUCAAUAUUCUACAUGUAAAUAUAUAUUCACCCACAUUUGAUAUUUUCGAUAAAAUCCUGGAUUGGGACUUAAAGGUUUUGGUUUUCUGCAUGAUCGCUUUAUUUUCCAUGUGUUUGAAAAUGAACAACGAGCUGUAGAAUAAUCUGUGUUAACAUCUUUUCAAAGAAAAAGAGGAUGAGACAUUGUUUUUGCGAGUCCAAGCUCGACCUUCAGCCACAGCAUCAAACUCGAUCUGCCAUGAAAACUGAGAGAAGCUGGAAGCGGUGUUUUUUUUUUGUUUUUUUUUUAACUUUUCCGUGUCUCAGGAUGAAUGUAGGCUCCUUAACUUAAACUGGCUGUUUUGUGUUUAGUGUUGUCAGCCUCAAUCUGAUGGCAUCAGUGUAAUGGAUUAAGUGUCUAAUAGCAGCUUCCUUCACUGUUUGGUUACGGUUUUUCCAGUUUUACCCGACAAUUUUAUUCACACAAUAUGUAAAUAUGUUGCACAUAAUAUUAUACAAACGGAAAAACUCUGGUUUAUAGAUCAUUUUUACAUCCUACUUCGCUUUCGUCUGAGUUUUUUCAUUUUUUUGUAAUGCUGUUUCAGUAACGCUGCAUAUAUUGGUUAUUUUUUUAAUUGUCUUUACGCUGCUAAUAGAAACUUUAGUCUUCUUAACAAAAAUGUAAUAGAAGAUCUUGAAUUGUAUUUUCCUGCUCUCCCUGUGGAAACUGUGCACGAUGUGCACGACUCAGUUGGCUGUGCCAAGUUACCACCACACUGACUAUAAUAUGUUAAUGUACAGAGCACCGUUAAAUUUCAUGUAUUCUCUCGAAAACAAACCCUCGUAUUUUCCUGUUAAAUGUAAAGUACUAAAGAAAAUGCAAUACACAA
Paralichthys olivaceus (Japanese flounder) is the source of this 5279-nucleotide messenger RNA. Lineage: Eukaryota; Metazoa; Chordata; Actinopteri; Pleuronectiformes; Paralichthyidae. The record is from RefSeq and is a predicted model, not a curated record.